AGAAUGUCUUUCAUAAAACAAAUGGAAAGGAAUAAAAACUAACAUUUUAUUUAUUAAUUUGUCUUUUUUCCACUAUCUACAACACAAUUUAUGGUCCGGAGCAGAAGCAGAGAGAACAGAGGCCCAGAGAUCCCAGCAGCAAUGGCCUCAGGGACUCCUGUAUGGGAAAUCCAAGCGGAAACCAACUGUCCCAUCUGCCUGGAAUAUCUGACGGACCCAGUCACCAUACAGUGCGGGCACAACUUCUGCCGGGUCUGCAUCACUCAGCACUGUGAGACAUGGGAAGAGCAGGACUCUGACCCCUUGUGCUGCCCCAGCUGCAGAGCCCGAAUCCAGAAAGGGGCUCUCCGAAAAAACCAUCAGCUAGCAAAUAUAGUGGAAAAAAUCAAACAAAUGGAUUUCAAACCAGGAAAUGAGAAUCUGUGUGAGAGACAUGGGAAAUCCCUGGAUCUGUUCUGUGAAAAGGCUGGGGAAGCCGUGUGUGUGGUUUGUUGGAGAUCCUCAGAGCACAAAUCUCACACAGUGCUUCUCAUAGAGGAGGCUGCCCAGAAAUACAAGGAACAAAUCCAGGCCCAUUUGAAGACUCUGUGGGAAGAGAGAGAAAAGCUUCUCGAAUUUAAAAUGACUGGAGAGAGAAAAAGCCAGGAGUAUUUGGUAAGGUGCCUGUUGUUAUAAAUUGGCGGGGACUGGCACUGGGAGGUCCAUUUGGAGGUAGAUUCCUAUAUGGCCUUGGUGAACAUGGACUUGUGUGUGUUUCUCCAUGAUCACAGAUUGCUGGGUUAGAUUCAUGUGUAGA
Messenger RNA from Trachemys scripta elegans, 796 nucleotides. RefSeq names its product E3 ubiquitin-protein ligase TRIM52-like. The coding region runs from base 91 to 675 and encodes 194 amino acids. NCBI's taxonomy places the organism in Eukaryota, Metazoa, Chordata, Testudines, Emydidae. Gene Ontology annotation, molecular function: zinc ion binding. The transcript has 2 exons. The record is from RefSeq and is a predicted model, not a curated record.